ACAAUGUUUCUUUCAAGAGAUAUGAAUGUUUUUUGCUUUUAAUCAGGUUUUUUGCUUUGAGUGACGUUAUUGAUGACGUUACACAACACGUGACCAUGUUGUUGCAUCCCCCUUAACACCUACAUGACACCUGCCAAAUUUGGUUGUCAUACGAUGCUUUUAAGGGACGGGCGGACGGACUUCGCGUCACGAAAACUCGAUUCGAUGGGUUACCAAUAUUUGUUACCAUAUUUGUCUGAUAUAUCACACUUUUUCUACUGUCAAUGAGCCGGUCGGUUCUAAUUACUCAUUGACAGAGCUCAGGCUACCUGUGGUGAAAGUUUCUUUUCAUAUGUUGACAAUGCGUGACAAGCAUUGAUCCGCAUUGACGUUGCCAUGGCACCGCUUUGAGUGUUGUGACGUGUGUUGGUUGUGUUACCGCGAGUCUAAAAUUUCAGCUUUGAAGUCGUCGCACGUUUUGUGAUGAGCAAAUCGGUUUUUAACCGGUUUUAUAUUGUUUGGUAUGGGCUUUGGGAGGAUUAGUAAACAUUAUGUGAUAAGUAAAUCUAAUCCAACCCAUUGUUUAUGUGUGUAUAUUAUUAUUUAUGAAAUGUAAUUCUCAUACAAAGUAUAGGCUUGUUUGCCGUCGCUACAAAAUCCUUGUUUCCAUUCGCAUGAUUAACCCUUAAAAACUUUCUUUUGAAAAGCUUUUUUGGGGGAUUGUGAUGAAUUGUAACUUUUUUUCCCUUAGCUUUGUUAAUAAGCUAAUUAGCUUAUUUGAAUGUGUGGAAUAUGGCUUUGUUUUUAAAUUGAUAGAUUCUAUCAAAAAGCAGUGAAUUUUUUCCUUGCUUGUGGUUUUUUAAAGUUUCCUUUUGUUCCGUCUGCUUUCGCAUAUUUUUUCAGUUAGUCCCGGAAUGCUUGUGAACUACACUGAAAGUAGUAUAAUCAAUUCGCUGUUAAAAAUCGAAAUCAUAAGGACUUCACUGUGAUCCUUCGCAUUUUUGUCAUUUGAUUACCUUUUUUGAGUUUUUUAAGUUGAGAAAACCUUAGAACGUUGAUUGAUUUCAAUCCCCCGUAUCUUAGUGUCUAGUAUUAUUUUUCCGCUGGGACCCGUGGAUUCCCUCAGGCCAUCAAUCCCUGUUUAUUUUCAGCCAAAACAAUAAGAAACCUAUCCUUCCGUCUUUGUUUUAUUUUAAGUCUUCUCAAUUCUUGUUUAGCCUAAUCUUUAUCCGUUUUAAUACUAUUAUCGUGACGUUCCUUUGCUAGUUGUAUUUCACAGUCCUGUCAACUCGACUUGAGUGGGCUAUCGAAUUCUGUUAUCAUUGCGUGACUGGCAUAUGCUGUAAUAAAUUCCGUUUAGCAAUAUCCAUUUGAAUUCAUUUAAGCGACACGUCCACACUCCGUUUCCGUCUAAGAAACAAAUAUAUAAUUUUCGUUCUGCGCACUUUUGAAUUCCUCUCCGAUUUUCUCCAAGGUGUCAAAUUGUCAAGUCAUGCAUUUAGUGAUAAUUCACGGCUAUAUUCUCAGCGGUACGGGUUCAAAUGUGUACACUGCUAACGCCGCUAAGACAUGGAAGAGACACGGUCAUUCGGUAACUAUCGUCUGCCAAGAUCCAAACGCCGGCAAUUUACCGUUCGUUGAUGAGUUCUACAAAGGCACCGACUCUAUCCCUUCUACCCCUCCCGAGGCGGGCAAGAUCCGUGUGUGUGUCCCAGACAUCUACGGACUACUCCUUGUGUACAGCUACGAUGAAUACCCUGGGUAUCGCGUAAAGACCCUCAAAGACUGCAGCAUAGCGGAAAUCGAAGCGAACAUCGAGGGCACAGUUAAUGGGCUGCGUAGAGUGGUCGAACAAGGUGUCGAUUUGAUCCUCACCAAUCAUAUCUUGCUAUCGCCUGUGAUUGCAAGUCGAGCGACCCAAGGUCUUGAUGUGCCGUACGUUUGCAAGCUUCACGGAAGCGCUAUUAUAUUCUCGGUGAAACCUCGACUCGAAGAGCUCAGGCCGUAUGUUCUAGAAGGGCUGAGAAAUUGUAAGAGAGUCAUCGCAGGUACCCACGCCGUGCGGAAUAGCGCUUGCGAUGUGUUAAAAGGGGACAUCGAGGCGGAGGGAAUCUUGAAGAAGAUUGUCAUUAUUCCACCGGGACUUGACCCUAACGUCUUCGAAAUCGGCGAAGAUUUCGACAAGCGACAGAAAGCCUUCCUAGAAAAUGUACAAAGUUUCAUCAAUCGCAAGCCGAACGGGCGCAAAGCGGAGGGGAUCACACAUCCUCCUCACACCUCAGACAACUUUCACGAUCUUCUUUUAGAGGUAACGUUCUCAUACAAUCAAAGAGCAAUAGAUGCAGAUCUCAUCAGAAGAUGGAAGCCGCUAAAGAAAAGUGAUUUUAUUAUCUGCUACUUCGGGAAUUUUCUCGACACAAAAGGCGUCGGGGAGCUACUGACGGCGUUCCCCAGGAUUCUAGACAAGGUUCCCGAAGCAAGACUUGUGCUUGUGGGAUUUGGUCGCUACCGAGAGCAUUUGGAAGGCAUGCUGAAAGCGCUGAAAGAUGGAGAUCUUGAAGCGUUCAAGGCUUAUGGCAGCGCUGGAAAGUUCCUAGACUUCCCGGAAAACCUUCAAGACUAUUUCCGCCAAUUGAAACCGGACGAGCAGGACCGCGUGACCAUUACCGGGUUCCAAGAACACAACCAACUCAAAGACCUCUUGCCUCUAGCAAGCAUCUCCGUACUGGGCGCCAAAGCUGCGGAAGCAUUUGGAAUGGUCACAAUCGAAGCGAUGGCUGCAGGGGUCUUGCCACUUUGCCAUGACCACUCCGGUCUUUCCGAAGUCCUUGAGGUGGUCCGACAAGUCACCCCUGACCUCGAGGCCAUGAUGAGGCUGCCCGUGCGCCCUGGGGGAGCUAAAGGGACAGCGGACGGCGCAUGUCUGAUAGAGCAACUGCCCGAGAAGGUCGAGGCCGCAAGAAAGUUCUUGUACCCACAUGGUUUGGAGAAGAGCGACACAAGAGACCGCAUAUCUGCCCAGCUUAGGGAUAUUGCAGUUUCUAACUUUUCGUGGGAUUUUAUUUGUGAUCAGAUUCUAGCCCUGAAAAAUCUACCUGAUCUAUAACUAUAAAAUAGGCAUUUCAAACUAAGAAUGUUAAAAAAAUAUCAUUGUUUAUACAGUAUAGAUUUCAGCAAGAAAAUCAGAUAUGCUGUAAUUUCAUUCUAAAAUUUAGCCAAUAGCUAGAUUUCCCCCUUUGCUUAAUUAAGUGGUUCAGAGCAUCGGUUUUAAGGGUGCCGUCGGUUUUUGCUGUGUGUUUUUUUCUUUAUCGGCAAAAUUGCUAUUCCUUUAAAACAGCUAUUCAGUUUGACUUCAGUAGAAACUGCCUAUAUCUGCCGGCACACCUUCCCAAAAUGCAUUUAUUAUCACAAAAAAGUUCACAAUAAUUCACUUUUAUAUUUUGUGACGGAAUAUGAGUGUAAUGUGUUAUUUCAUGAUUGCCCGACAGAAUGUGCAUUAUGGUAGGAGUGUAACACUCCCUUUAAACUACUCAUAUUAGUUCAAUCAAAUGUUAUUGUAUUAAAAAUUAUAUCUUUAUCGUAAGGUUUUAUUUUUGCACAUAGAAGCUAGAGAUAUUUUACUUUGAUCACUGCUUCAAAACCCACAACCGAUCCCUUUUCUUAGGUGUUAUUUGGCCUUACCCGAAGUAUUUUAAUAAUAAUUUAUAUUUUUACAUUAAAUGUAAUAUGAUGAGAUCGUUCUUACAAUAAACAUGUGAAUAUUCAA
Nematostella vectensis (starlet sea anemone) is the source of this 3745-nucleotide messenger RNA. RefSeq lists its product as uncharacterized. Bases 1472 to 3085 code for a protein of 537 amino acids. Gene Ontology annotation, molecular function: glycosyltransferase activity. The record is from RefSeq and is a predicted model, not a curated record. The transcript has 2 exons. NCBI's taxonomy places the organism in Eukaryota, Metazoa, Cnidaria, Anthozoa, Actiniaria, Edwardsiidae.